This is a messenger RNA of Haemonchus placei, 384 nucleotides long. The record is from the annotation of a GenBank genome assembly. Lineage: Eukaryota; Metazoa; Nematoda; Chromadorea; Rhabditida; Trichostrongylidae.
AUGUUACUUCUUAAUCAAUGGCUUACUGAAAGUCUUAUUCAUGCUUUGCAGACGGAUUCCGUAGAUCCUGCUAUCCGAGCUUUCGAAGAGCACCGACGGGAGUUCAUCGAACUGAUGAGGGAGAUCCGAAAAAAGAACCCGCAUAUAACCCCCACGGAAUUGCAAAAGCAAGCUGAAUACGAGAUGAUAACGAGAGGCCCAAAAUCACGAGCAUUCUACCGAGUGCAGGCCACUAGACGUCUUAUAGGCGGUGGAGACAUCGUAAAGAAACGAAUCGACAAAGAACAUAAUAAAGCCAUCGACAUGGUACGACUUUACCUCAUAUCUGCUGUUGCACGAACUAAUUUUUCUUUUGCAUUUGAAUUAAUAACCCAUUCCUCAUGA